This is a messenger RNA of Priapulus caudatus, 1995 nucleotides long. RefSeq lists its product as uncharacterized. The record is from RefSeq and is a predicted model, not a curated record. Lineage: Eukaryota; Metazoa; Priapulida; Priapulimorpha; Priapulimorphida; Priapulidae.
UAAAACACUAAUAGAACAUUAAUAUUAGUGUUCUAUUGUCUCUGCGAGUACUGCAGCCCGCGCCACGUUGUGGUUGAAUCUAGAACUACGAAUAGAAAUUCCAUCGAUCCUCUUCUUUUCCACCCUGAGUAAAUGGCCUAGACCUAACAAGAAUCGAACAAGCAGUAGGCAAAAAGAAUUUCUCGAGACUGCCUGGGAGGCUGGAUUGACGAGUACAAGAGGAGUUGAGUCACGUGAACAGAUUGAAAGGGUAGCAAUAGCAGCAGAAAUGGCGACUGCCCAAGUCAAGAGCUGGAUAGGAAACAAGAAUAGGAGCCUUCGUCCUCCACAACCACGAAAAAGAAAAGUUACUUAUACAAAAGGUCAAUCAGGAUACAACGUCUUUUGUAGAGAGCAAGGCAAAAGAGGCAGUUUUCAAGAAUGGGCAAAGUUAUGGCAUGAGCUCACAAACGAACAGAGAAACUACUAUCGAGAGAAAGCAGCUGAACCAAAAUCAAUUGCAAGAAAGAGGCCUAGCAAGAAUCAAACAAGUAGUAGACAAAAAGAAAUUCUCGAAGCUGCCUGGGAGGCUGGAAUGAGAAGCACAGGUGUUGAGUCACAUGAACAGAUUGAGAGGGUAGCAACAGCAGCAGAAAUGUCUAUCGCACAAGUCAAGAGCUGGAUAGGGAACAAAAAAAGGAGUCUUCAACCUCCACGACCAAGAAAACGAAAAAUUUCUUAUACGAAAGGACAAUCAGGUUAUAACAUCUUUUGUAAAGAGCAAGGGACAAAAGGAGAUUUCCAAGAGUGGGCGAAGCUAUGGCAUGAACUCUCAAAUGAACAGAGAAACUACUACAAAGAAAAGGCAGCUGAACCGAAAUCCAUCUCUAGGUUAAGAACUACCCCCGUUGAGAAUAAAACCAAUUGUAUCCAGAAUGAAAUUCCUGAUAUGAGCUGGGAGGAUAGAAUAAAGACUUCUAGAGUUGAAACAUGUGCACAGACAGAUGCUGUCACCGCACCAGCAGAUAUGCCAGUCACACAAGUAAAGAACUGUGUAGCAAACAAGAAAGCACAUCUUUUAUCAUCUCAGCCAAGGAAGAACAAACUUACGUAUACAAAAGGACAAACUCCAUACAACGUCUUCUGCAAAGAGCAAGUUACUUUAGGAAAAAGAGGAAAUUUCCAAGAAUGUGCAAGACAAUGGCGUGAGCUCUCUAAUGAACAGAGAAGCUAUUACCAAGAGAAGACUGCCGAGCCGAAAUCCGUCUGUGACCUUACUGAACAUGAUAUCUCUCACGCAAUACGUGGCAUUCGCAAGAAACUUAGAUACUUGUGUUCACAGCUGGAAAUCUAUGGAGGCUGUGCUGGAGUUGUUGGUCUAGACAAUAAAGGCAUGUCAUUCACUGUCGGAAAUUCAUACAUUGAGAAUUUUCUGAUAGCCAAAGGAUCAGAAUUUCGCAGUUACAUGUCAGGUACAAAUGAUACUAUACUCAACGGCCAAAUUGAGUCGAACAAAGACAAGCCAGAUCUCCGUAGUCAAGUGCAACAUCUAUUUAACCAAAGAUAUCAGGAAGUGACAAAUACAACAAAGCGUUUCCCAUAUAAAGCUAUGCGAGAAGGGAAGGUUAUCAUUAGUGGUUUGCCUGCAGGCAUCAAGCAAGCAGAACCCUCGAGUUAUGGAGCCAAAACGCUAAAAAAAAUCUUGGAGGCAAAGGACAAAGUACAUACAUUAGUGAGAUGGUCCAACACAGAUGACCACUGGUGGUCAGAUGGUGGGGUAGCUGAGAAUAGACCAGAUGCUGUCACAGGGUCCAACACGGAUGAACGCUGGUGGUCAGAUGUUGCAGUACCUGAGAAUAGAGAGGAUGGUGAAACUGGAUCCAGCUCAGAAGAUCAUAGUUGGUUAGAUGAUGAAAUACCAGGCAAUAUGGAGAAUGCAACUUCAGGAUGUGGCCCAGAAAAUCAAUCCUGGUCAGAUGGGGAUGUUCGAGAGAACAGGGACGUUGGCACUGCAGG